AUGGAUCAACCAUCGGCCGAAAAGCGUAGUGAGCGGGUUGUAUUGGCAUGUGUUCAAUGCCGCAACAGACACGUCAAGUGCGAUGCCGAGCAGCCUCAAAAUCGUGUGACAUUCCAGAUCGACAACGAUCGCCUUCUAGAACUGUUUUUCGAAAACUUCUGGUCUUCGUUUCCGAUCGUUUUGCCAUACCCUUAUCUACAAACCAGGCGCCUGAAAGCGAAUCAUGGCAUGCCAGUCCUAUUGCUCGUCUUGCAAUGGAUCGGCUCAUUGUACGCGCCCUGGGUGCCAUCAGAGCCUUAUCGUGAAGCAGCUCUCAAGGCAGUUGCUUCACCCACGCUUGAACGUACGCCAUUCAACGUCCAAUCACUGAUGUUGUUUGCACUCGCAGAAUUUUACUGCGAUCGCAAGAGCCAGGCUCGCAAGAGGUUAGAAACAGCUGUCACACUUGCCUUGGAGCUUUCCAUGAACGAAAGGGACUUUGCCCACGCGUAUGGUGAAGGUGACGCUGUGCUAGAGGAGUCAUGGAGGAGAACCUAUUACCUGCUCUAUUGUGUGGACCAGCACUUUGCCGUGGUUACCAACACCCCCUUCCAUGUAUUGCUGGCAGUGCCAAGCAACGUUGACUUGCCUUGUGAUGACGAGUACUACCAACGUGGGCAAAUCCCUCCCGUGUCAACAUGGGCCGAGUACCAGCUCCGCGAGUUCACAGAGAUUGAGGUAGUAUAUUCUUCAAUCACUUACUUAUAUGAUGCUGCCAUGAUUGUCGCAUUCAUCAUGAGCACAUUUAUCCAUACUGCUGUGAUAAACGAAGCUCUUGUUGAGAGUUGCGAUGUCAAGCUUGCUAUCUGGAUGUCUUUACUGCCAUCCUGUAAGAAGGACCCAGUUCGUAUGAACGGUGAAGUGGACGAGAUCAUGUUCAUGGCGCAUAUGGUUAUUGCUAUCAUAAUGUCUACAGUUCACCGGCCUUUCUCGUCACUAGGCUACUGCCCAGGAGAAAUGUCUACACGAGGCUUCAUAGCGCCCUCGCCCUUCACCCUCGUGCCGAAAGCUGGGCGGAACUCACACACUGCACGCGUAUUGAAAGCCACAGAGAUUGCAACGAGGCUUCUCGCAAUUCCUUGUGCACUUGAAAAACAUAACAUUUUCACUGCGUAUAUGACCGCACAGAUGGCUGCCGUACAGAUAGCUGCGUGUAUAUACCUGCUUGACGGACAUGCCCUUUCCAUAGCACGCGACCGCGUUAGCCUCAGCAUUGGCUUUCUGAAAACUAUGGGGUCCACCUGGCCUCUCGGAAAGGUAAUGGCAAUGGAAGUUCAAGCCAUUGCGCGCCUGAGUUUCUCUGGUACGAGCACCCAGCAUACCGGAUCUAAGGGGGUGGAACCUGUGGCUGCGGAAAUCGAACUACCACGCGAUGAGGUGGUAUCUCCUAUUGAUCCUUCGGCUCAGAUUGACAUUUACGCUGGUCUCACGCUUCCUGUAGAUUUCAGCACGACACCUUUUGGCUAUCCAAAUUGUUGGAGUUAA
Bipolaris oryzae ATCC 44560 is the source of this 1524-nucleotide messenger RNA. RefSeq lists its product as uncharacterized. Lineage: Eukaryota; Fungi; Ascomycota; Dothideomycetes; Pleosporales; Pleosporaceae. The record is from RefSeq and is a predicted model, not a curated record. The transcript has 6 exons. Gene Ontology annotation, molecular function: DNA-binding transcription factor activity, RNA polymerase II-specific; DNA binding; zinc ion binding. The coding region runs from base 1 to 1524 and encodes 507 amino acids. Gene Ontology annotation, biological process: regulation of DNA-templated transcription; DNA-templated transcription.